AUGCCUCUUAAGACAAUUAAACUUCACGUAAAUGACGCUCCCUGGGUGUCUGCUGAGUUUAAAGCUCCUAUUAAGUCGCGUCAAAAGGCAUAUGCACAUGGUGAUACAAAGCGUUUCAGACACCUUCGUAACAUCACUAAUCGUGAGCGGAAGCUGUGUCGCGGAAAGUUCUAUGCAACCAAAGUCGCCAACCUUAAGACCACCAAACCCAGCCAGUGGUGGAAUGAGGUCAAGAUGAUAGCGGGUAUGGCUCUCGCAACUGGUGGCGAAGUCAUAUGCUCGUAUCUUCACCCUGACGGGAUCGCGCUGCCCUCCAACCUAGACACUGCAAAUAUGAUCAAUACGGCUCUUCUUGAGCCAAUGCAUGAUUAUAGCCCGCUUGCGUGUUUUCCUCCAUUUUGA
This is a messenger RNA of Pocillopora meandrina, 402 nucleotides long. The record is from the annotation of a GenBank genome assembly. NCBI's taxonomy places the organism in Eukaryota, Metazoa, Cnidaria, Anthozoa, Scleractinia, Pocilloporidae.